AAAAAUCGAACUCGAGAAUUUAAAUUCAGCAACCAUGCCUCCUAUAAUUACACCUAUCGAAGAAAUACCCACUCAUCGUGAAUCUGGGUUUGAGACUGAUAGAAAACUAAAUGUUGAAGACAAUACUCGCAGAAUCCCUUUGAAGUUUCACACGAAACUGCUACUUUUAUUGAACUCGUGUUUUGGGGUGAUGACGUAUGAUGAGGAUUUGAUUCAGAAUCACCUCAACAAUUUGCCAUUCAAAUUCUAUUGCAAGUGUUCUCAAGUAAUAAGUUCCAUUUUGAUAACCACCUAUGGAGCAAAGCUUUACCAGUCGACCGGCGAAAUCUACACAAUGGAGGACAAUCCAAGUAUUGUGGGAAUCGCUGUUUCAUACUUCAGAAUCAUUUCCAUCAUCAAUUUUCUUGUAACUUCUUCUCUAAAAUCAUUGGAGCGUUGGCAAGAAUAUGUGGAAGUUAUUGAGAAAAUAAAACAGCUCAACACACGUUUAGACGUCAGGUUUGUGAGAUCAGGACAGAGAGGUGCAAUCAUUAUGAUCGGGAUCUAUGUGAUGACAAACGGUAUACAUAAAUUGUUUUCAGUGCUGAAGAAGCCUGAUGAGUUUUUCUUGAUACCGAUCGGUAAUAUGAUGGUCUUCAUUCUUAUAGUUUUUGAGCUGAAUUUGAGGAAACUUGUUCUGCACUUAUGCACUAUGUUUGAUGCUAUUAAUACAUCAUUGGAACACUUUGGAAAGGAGCGUUUUAUCAAUUACAAUCACAAUGUUUAUUCACAUCUAGGAGGAAAACAUAAACAAAAUUUGAGCAUCACACAACUGAGUGAUUUGCACAGAGAACUGUGCGGAGUUAUUCAAGAUGUGAGCAACGCGUUUGGAGGCCAAAACAUAUCUCUGAUGUUCUUUCUAGUCUUCUACAUCACUUUCUGCCCUUACAAAAUUUUCAUUUGCUUUCUGAAGCCCACAGAGGAUUGGGAAUACAUGGAAAAUAUUGUAAUUCUCGUUUGCUGGUGUACUACCUACAUAGCGAUGCUGUUCAUCCUAAUUUUGCCUUGUUCUUCAGCUACUAGUAAGGCAAACAAGACCGCAACAAUUGUGAGUAAAAUUCUAACGAUGAAAAACAUGUCACCACAUAACUAUUCUGAGAUGGAGAAAUUCUCAAGACAACUUCUACAUCAUAAUACAGAGUUCACUGUAAUGGAUAUGUUCACCUUGAAUUUGUCACUAGUUACAACAAUUGCAGGCUCAGUCACUACAUAUUUGGUCAUCCUGAUACAAUUUGAAGAUACAUUCUUCUGAAAAUUUUCUAAGAGACUAGGAUAACAAUAAGAGAUCAACCAGUAUAAUUGAAAAUG
This is a messenger RNA of Nilaparvata lugens (brown planthopper), 1347 nucleotides long. Its product is annotated as putative gustatory receptor 2a. Gene Ontology annotation, biological process: sensory perception of taste. Bases 35 to 1291 code for a protein of 418 amino acids. Gene Ontology annotation, cellular component: axon; neuronal cell body; dendrite. The record is from RefSeq and is a predicted model, not a curated record. The transcript has 5 exons. Lineage: Eukaryota; Metazoa; Arthropoda; Insecta; Hemiptera; Delphacidae.